AUGUCUGCCACUCAGACAAUCAUUCGGCCCACCCAGCCUGAUAUUCAGUACCAACCGGACAGGGCGAAGUACGAGGCCCGCACCAAGUAUCGCAAGGAAAACGAAGAGCUCCAAACAACGCUGCCUGCCGGAUUUCCGGAGAAGCUAGUCUCCCCGCUCGUCUGGGAAGGCGAAGAGAUCGAGAAACGAGACGACUGGGCUUACAAGCUGAGCGAUGCUCAGUUGGAUGAGCUUGAUACUGCUUUGAAGAGCUUCAAAGCUUUGGGCAAGCCCUUGGGGUACAUCACACAGUCUACCUUUCCCCUGCCGACCCUGCAUCCAGUACUAAGAGAGCUAUCAAAGGAAAUCCAUAAUGGACGUGGGUUCGUUGUCAUCUGGGGUUUGCGUAUCGAUAAUUACUCUCGGGAAGACAAUAUCGCAAUUUACACUGGGCUGUCAUCCCAUAUCGGAAGUAUCCGAGGACGCCAGCAAGAUACAAGACUCCAAAAUGGCACUUCUCCUGUGAUAUCUCACAUCAAAGACAUUACAAAUACUGUGCACAGAGACCUGAUCGGCGCUCCAUCUAACACGCCAGACAAGCAGGUCUUCCAUACCGAUGCUGGCGACAUCAUUUCACUGCUCUGCUUGAACACCGCAGCAGAAGCAGGCGAGAGCUACUUGUCAAGCAGCUGGACUGUGUAUAACAUUCUUGCCAAGGAACGGCCCGAUCUGAUUCAUACAUUGUCUCAAGACUGGCCUGUAGAUGGGUUCGGUAACCCUGAGAACCCAUAUACUCUCCGGCCACUGCUAUAUCACCAACCAGCCACGGAAAAUAAACCAGAGCGUGUCCUGAUUCAAUAUGCUCGGAGAUAUUUCACAGGUUUCCUUGCACGGCCGAGAUCCGACGGCAUACCGCCUAUCUCAGAAGCGCAAGCUGAGGCAUUGGAUGCCUUGCAUUUCCUGGCCGAAGAGCACCGGGCUUCCCUUGGCUUCCGAAAGGGAGAUAUCCAAUACGUGAAUAACCUGAGCAUUUUUCAUGCGCGGAAUGGCUUCAGGGAUGGGCCUGGCAAAGAACGACACCUUGUGCGAAUUUGGCUGCGCGAUCCUGAAAACGCAUGGGAGACUCCGAAGCAACUUCAACCUCGCUGGGAUACUGUCUAUAAGAAUUUCACCGCGGACGAGCAAGAGUUCCCUUUGGAGCCAACCAUCAGGAAGAAUCUCGGGGGCUGA
Molecule: messenger RNA, 1209 nt
Organism: Penicillium chermesinum
Lineage: Eukaryota; Fungi; Ascomycota; Eurotiomycetes; Eurotiales; Aspergillaceae
Product: TauD/TfdA family dioxygenase
Exons: 4
Coding region: 1-1209 (402 amino acids)
Molecular function (GO): oxidoreductase activity
Source: RefSeq, a predicted model, not a curated record